UACAGACAUGGAUACUCAGGGACCAGAAUUAACCUCUCCUCCAAUGUUCCAUUUCACUGAACUUGUACAUGCAGGAGGUUACGGUUGGUCGGUGUGGUGUUUGUCCCGCCCCUCCCCCACUGUGAUUGGAUGGCUGGGUAAAAACUGACAGUGUCAAGCAGGUUGAAGAUUUUUCAGUUCUCUGUGAGUAGACCGAAGUCACGUGCAGCACAUUGUCACACUCCUGGUGGUUGUAACAAAGUGUAGAUAUAUGGCCCCAUUGUAAACACUCGCCGUCACAAUAUGAGAAAAAACUGGUGGACGCAGCCCGUUAGUCUUGUCAUUUCCUGUAUGGGUUUAGCUAAUCACUAACUUCCACUCAAGUCCUUGUCCAGGCCUGUCAGUCAGGCAGAUGGCAUAUAAGCAUUAAAGAAUGAGUCAGCCAGGAGCCAUAAGAUGGGGCCCCUGGCUGACUCGUUCUCUAAUGCACUCACCAGCUAUAUCUCCUCCUUUAUCAGCAACUCCAUAUUGAGCUGUAUUUAGAUUUACAUUUCGAGGAUGAUUACAGAUUACAUCUCUUGAGAUGUUUCUUCAUGUCCUGUUUAGCUGUCGCCUGCUGUGUUUGGGUUGCCUGCAGUCAUGCUUCUUUGCUUCCCUUAAGAACCCAAACCAAAUACUCCGAAGACUGUAGGCAGGAUGACAAACCAGUCGACAGCCAACCAGUCCAACACAAACAAGGCAAAGGAGAAAGAAGAAAACCAGCGAGAUGACAACACAGAAGUCGCGUAUAAAGAUGCCGGCCACUGCAGCCGCAACACCCACAACCUGCUGCUGGGACUCACUGUUAUGGGUGUUGUCAUGGGAGUGGUGUUUGGGAUGCUGUUGCGGUACAUGAAGGUGACGGACAGCUCCGCCCUCACUAUGGUUUCCUUUCCUGGAGAAAUCCUCAUGAGGAUGCUGAAGAUGCUCAUCCUGCCUUUAAUCAUCUCCAGCCUUAUCACAGGGCUGGCUGGUCUAGACGCUCGAUCCAGCGGCAGGAUGGGAAGCAGAGCCAUGGUGUACUACAUGUCCACCACUGUAAUUGCUGCCAUCCUCGGGGUCAUCCUGGUGUUGGGGAUUCACCCGGGGAACCCCAAACUGAGGGGAGGAGGAAGCACGAACGCCGCCCCAAAGAACCAGGAAGUCAGCAGUCUGGACGCCUUCCUCGACCUGAUCAGGAACCUCUUCCCUGAGAACCUGGUGCAGGCUUGCUUCCAGCAGGUUCAGACGGUGCUGAAAAAGGUGCCGGUUCCAGCAGCAAACCUAACUGAGCCCAUAUUAGUGAACAAGAAGAAACUAGAAUACAAAUGGGGCAUGAAUGUCCUCGGUCUGAUCGGCUUCUUCAUCACGUUUGGGAUCUGCAUGGGCAGGAUGGGCGAGCGAGGGAAGAUCAUGUGCGAGUUCUUCAACAUCCUCAACGAGAUUAUCAUGACGAUGGUUUCCCUGAUCAUGUGGUACUCUCCUGUUGGCAUCGCCUCUCUGAUCGCGGGGAAGAUAGCGGCCAUCGGGGACCUGGAGGUGGUGGCCAGGCAGCUGGGUAUGUACAUGGUGACCGUCAUCGUGGGCCUGGUGAUCCACGGCGGCUUGAUCCUACCUGCUAUAUUUUUCGCUACCACCAGAAAAAGCCCCUUCACUUUCUACUCUGGAAUCUUCCAGGCUUGGAUCACAGCUUUGGGCACCGCCAGCAGUGCAGGAACGUUACCCGUCACCUUCCGCUGCCUGGAGGAGAAUCUGAAGAUUGAUAAGCGGGUUACUCGCUUCGUGCUGCCCAUAGGUGCCACCAUUAAUAUGGACGGCACUGCACUGUAUGAGGCGGUGGCAGCCAUUUUUAUUGCCCAGAUGAAUGACAUCACGCUGGAUGGCGGGCAGAUCGUCACUGUCAGUAUGACUGCCACCCUGGCCAGUGUUGGGGCUGCCAGUAUUCCCAGCGCUGGACUGGUUACCAUGCUGCUGAUCCUGACUGCCGUGGGCCUGCCCACUCAGGACAUCAGUCUGCUCAUCGCCGUCGACUGGCUGCUUGACAGAAUGCGUACCUCCAUCAAUGUGGUGGGCGACUCGUUCGGCGCCGGCAUCGUGGACCACUUGUCGAAAGCGGAGCUUGCUGAGCUCGACGCGGCAGAAAUGCAAAUAAUUCCGCCGGAGGAGGAGCUCGAUUUCAUCCCUCCGCCCCCGAUCCUCACCGAGAUGGACCUGGUUGACCCUUUCAAACCGCCCGAGCUGCCACCUCGCUCCCCUCGCCCGCCCAAACAAAACCACCACAGCCACGUGCUCUCCCAGUCCCACUCCAUCACUUACUCACCGUCCCGUUCUGUCCGAUCUCCAUCACCACGCUCCAUCCGCUCUCCCUCUCCGCGCUCCGUCUGCUCCCACUCCCCCCGGCCUUUCCGUACUCAUUCGCCACGCCUCCUCCACAGGACGGAGCCGGGCUACUGCGCCCUGCCCAGCCACGAUAACCAGAUUCCCACGCUGCCUCGCUCCUACAGAGAGAGAGACAGGGAGCGGGAGAGGCUGAGGCGAGAGAGCGAAACGGAGGAGGAGGAGGACAGGGAGAGGGUUCUGGGUGAGGUGAGCGACGGCGAGGAGAGUGACGACACGGCUUACGAUCGGAGGCACGCCAUCCCGCCGGGCGACCUGCCGUGAUUGGAUUUUACCACCGAAAAGCUUCCCCAUUGAUUGGUUUCACGACAACUUUUCCCGCUUUAGUGCAGAGCUCCACGACGUUCCCGUGGAGGUUCACCGUGGAUUUCUGGAUGACUUGCUAUUUGGAGGUCACAGCUCCAACAGAACAGUCGGAUACACGAUUAGUAAGCUCUCCUUGGGCUUAACAUGCAUAAAUAUUCACAUGUUGCGAUGGUAGCACCCUGCAAAGUUCCUUAAAAGGGCCCUUAAAAUCAGGCCUGAGACUUUUUGGGUCUUUGGUUCCCUACAAAACAGAGCGUCAUUGGAGGGUUCCCUUGUUCAUUCCUGUCGUUUCCUUUAUAUGAGUCCAUCACCGUCUUGAUUUGUCAUUUCACCACUUAAAACGCCCCUGUAUGUCUUAACCUGCUUACAUUUGCUUGAUAGAAGAAGAACCUACAAGUCUGCUGUCAAUGAGAAAAGGCCACCUUUUUAAGAGCCUUUUAACGCACAGCCGUCAGUCAUUAGUUGAUCCUUUACCUCAGCUCUUUCUCUUCUACUUUUAAUUUUCUGACCAGAAGGGAAAAUGAUUAUAUUUAAAGGAAUAGUUUGACAUUUUUAGAAAUACACGUGUCCUCUGUUCUGCAGGGUUCACAACAUUUGAGCUGCAGGCACGAAUGUUUUUGCUCAUGUGACUCAGAUCAGAUUUUUUUCUUAACAGUGUGAACAGCACAGAUUACAUGGAAAUCUGAUCAAACUCAGACACAGAUCAGAUUUUUUGCAGUGCGAUCUCGGUCUAAAUAAAAUAUUACAUUUGAAUUAAUGUGACUUUUCCGUCCCUCAGUCAUCUGAAGUGAAUGUUGUGCGGCGAGGGGCUGACGUUGAGGUGAAAAUUACUCUCUUUCUCCUCGACAUCUGCUCAUGAGUUCGCCGGCUUCCACCACACACCAAAUUAUAAAUGAAACCAUAAACUCUGACUUCAUUGGCCUUCAUGUUGACUUAAUGAGUUUGCACUGGAAUCUGACAACAGAACGUAUUAUGUUAAGCAUAUGUUAUGUAAACAGCCAAACAAAUGAAUCAGUAUAUCCAAACUGCCUCAUUAACACUAUACUGUCAAAUUAUUCCUUUAAAUCAGACCAACAGGGUCGUGUAAAUGAAAUAAAUGCACAACCAGCAGACUUUAUUUUUAUAAUCCUCUACCUUCUCGCGUGUCUUUGCAUUUUCAUCCUCGCUGCUCUUCUUGCACAUCACGUCCUUCUUCCCAGCCGGCCGUCACUCGGUGUUAAAAUUGUCUGUAUUAUCUAUGGUUUGUAUUUUCUUGUUGUGGUCUGGUGUCUGAAACGGUGAGCAGUAGGCAAGUUUUGAUUUUGUCGUAUGUUUAAGUUUUCUCACUGUCACUCUCACUUAUGAGUUCUUGAUUUCUGUAAAAAUAAGUUCAUUGGUCUCUUCCUCCCCACUGAAUCGCCUUUCACUUGCAUCCUUAAGUCUUAACUCAGAUUCACAGGUCCAGGUCGUCUAUACUGUAUGUAAUAAAGUGUUAGAGAUUUAUUUAAAAUAA
Scatophagus argus is the source of this 4192-nucleotide messenger RNA. It is a transcript of the gene slc1a9, whose product is annotated as solute carrier family 1 member 9. The transcript has 11 exons. Lineage: Eukaryota; Metazoa; Chordata; Actinopteri; Scatophagidae. The record is from RefSeq and is a predicted model, not a curated record. Gene Ontology annotation, molecular function: L-glutamate transmembrane transporter activity; glutamate:sodium symporter activity; neutral L-amino acid transmembrane transporter activity. The coding region runs from base 676 to 2658 and encodes 660 amino acids. Gene Ontology annotation, cellular component: plasma membrane. Gene Ontology annotation, biological process: L-glutamate transmembrane transport.